GGUCCGUGCCUGAGCAUGCGUGGGCAGCAGCGCGCAGGCGCGGGACGGUUCGCGCAGGCGCUGUGCGCGGUUGCCGCGGUUCGCGGGUCCACCGGGGUUCCGGCAUGCCGGGCCGGCGUCUUGUUGCCGCCUCCCGGUUACCCUCGCACCAUGGAAGGCCUACGUUGCCUGCCCAGGCUGCUGCCCCGCGCCGUGCAGUCCCGGCGGGCCCUCUGUGUGGCGCGCCUGAGCCACGCUGCCUGCUGCGGUCGUGCGACCCCGCUGCUCGCCCGGAGCCCGAAGGCGCUGAGCUUGCCCCGCGCUGCAGGUGAUGUUCACCGGUCUAGAACCUCCGAUGCCUCUCAAGCUACCUUAGCCAGCGUGGCCCAGGUGUUUGCUGUGACAAAGUUUGACAAAGAAGGAAAUGUUACCUCUUUUGAGAGGAAGAAAACUGAACUGUAUCAUGAAUUAGCACUCCAGGCCAGAGACUUGAGGUUUCAACAUGUAAUGAGCAUCACGACCAGGAACAACAGGAUUAUCAUAAGGAUGGAGUAUUUGAAGGCUGUGAUAACUCCAGAGUAUCUUCUGAUACUAGAUUAUCGGAAUUUAAACCUGGAGCAGUGGCUGUUCCGGGAACUGCCAUCCCAGCUGGCUGGAGAAGGUCAGCUUGUCACAUACCCGUUGCCGUUUGAGUUCAGAGCUAUUGAAGCACUCCUGCAGUAUUGGAUCAACACCCUUCGGGGAAAACUUAGUAUCCUGCAGCCACUGAUCCUUGAGACCCUGGAUGCAUUAGUGGACCCCAAGCACUCCUCUAUUGACAGAAGCAAGCUGCAUGUCCUACUUCAAAAUGGCAAAAGUCUCUCUGAGUUAGAAACAGACAUUAAAAUUUUCAAAGAGUCAAUUUUGGAGAUUUUGGAUGAGGAGGAGAUGCUGGAAGAACUCUGUCUAACCAAGUGGAGUGACCCACAGGUCUUUGAAAAGAGCAGUACUGGGAUUGACCAUGCAGAGGAGAUGGAGCUGCUGCUGGAAAACUACUACCGGUUAGCUGAGGACCUUUCCAAUGAGGCUCGGGAGCUUCGGGUCCUGAUUGAUGACUCACAGAGCAUCAUCUUCAUCAAUCUAGACAGCCACCGCAAUGUGAUGAUGAGGUUAAAUCUGCAGUUAACCAUGGGAACCUUCUCUCUUUCACUCUUUGGACUAAUGGGAGUUGCUUUUGGCAUGAAUUUGGAAUCUUCCCUUGAAGAAGAUCACCGUGUGUUUUGGCUGAUUACAGGGAUUAUGUUUAUGGGAAGUGGCCUCAUCUGGAGGAGGUUGCUUUCUUUCCUUGGAAGACAGCUGGAAGCCCCUUUGCCCCCUAUGAUGGCCUCCUUACCUAAAAAGACCCUUCUGGCAGAUAGAAGGAUGGAAAUGAAAAACAGUCUCAGGCCAGAAGGACUCGGAGCAAGCCGAACUGUCCUGGCAAGCCGCUAACAGCAACUUGUUAUGCUUCUGAAGCUCUUAUCUGGGGAGGGAAAGACACCUGUUGUUUAGAUU
Molecule: messenger RNA, 1512 nt
Organism: Phodopus roborovskii (desert hamster)
Lineage: Eukaryota; Metazoa; Chordata; Mammalia; Rodentia; Cricetidae
Gene: Mrs2
Product: magnesium transporter MRS2
Exons: 11
Coding region: 16-1449 (477 amino acids)
Biological process (GO): mitochondrial magnesium ion transmembrane transport
Cellular component (GO): mitochondrial inner membrane
Molecular function (GO): magnesium ion transmembrane transporter activity
Source: RefSeq, a predicted model, not a curated record